This is a messenger RNA of Drosophila innubila, 2508 nucleotides long. RefSeq names its product transferrin. Lineage: Eukaryota; Metazoa; Arthropoda; Insecta; Diptera; Drosophilidae. Gene Ontology annotation, biological process: iron ion transport. The record is from RefSeq and is a predicted model, not a curated record. The transcript is spliced from 4 exons. Bases 257 to 2404 code for a protein of 715 amino acids. Gene Ontology annotation, cellular component: early endosome; plasma membrane; recycling endosome.
UGUUCGUCCGUCGCGUGUGGUCGAUUAAGCGUUUCCUCGGAAUACGUAUAUUUAAUAUAUAUAAUAUAUGCAUCAACAGAUAUAUAGAGUGACAUAUAUAUGUAAAAAAAAUUAGUAGGCGUAAUAAUUGCCUGAGUGAAGAUAGCGCGAUAAAUUAAACAAAACAAUUUCAGAACUGAGACUAAAAGAAGACAUUGGAAUAAAGUGCUCCUAAAAAAUACAUAUUUAAUUAGUAUAUUUAAAUAAUUACACAAUAAUGCAGUCACUCUUUAUAUGGUCAUUUGCCGUGCUCUUAUCAAUAUUAAAUUGUGUCGCAGUCGAACCGCCCGAUGAUGGCAAAUUACGUGUUUGUGUGGUAGAAUCACGGGGCACUUAUCGUAAGGCGCCCAAGUUUUGCCCAUUGCUGGAGGCGACCAGUAACAUUGAAUGCGUUAUUGGUGUGGAUCGCUUGGACUGCGUUCGUCGCAUCCACAAGGGAACUGCACAUUUUGGUGUGCUAUCAUCCGAAGAUUUAAUUGCAGCUCGUUGGGCAAGUGCGGAAAUCUUGGUUGCCAGCGAACUGCGUUCCCAUGAAUCGCAUUUUGAGUACGAAAUUGUUGCCGUUGUGAAUAACAAUGCUGGCAUACACACAGCCCAUGAUCUGCAUGGUGCCAAGUUAUGUCAUCCUGGCUAUGGUUUGGAAAAUCACUGGACUGAAGUCUUGGCCAAUUAUUUCGAGUCAACCUUGGUGGCAAAGUCUUGCAAUCCAGAUCUCACUUUAACUGAAGAUCGCAUUGCAGCUUCUGCCAAGUUUUUCGGUCCCAGCUGUAAGGCAGGUCCCUGGGUGCCAGAUGCCAAGCAGGAUCGCAUCCUUAAGGAUCGCUAUCCGUCACUGUGUCAGAUGUGCUAUGAUCCCUACAGCUGCGACGAUACGGACAAACACUGGGGCAGACGUGGCACACUCUAUUGCCUGACCAGUGGAGGCGGCAGCGUUUCAUGGGCGCGUCUAGACGAUGUGAAGAGUCACUUUGGUAUGGCCGGUCUGGCAGCUCAGGAUGAUCCAUCGAAAUACAGCUAUCUCUGUCUGGAUGGCCAUUUGCAGCCCAUGAAUGUGACCCGUCCAUGCACCUGGACAUCAAAGCCUUGGCCAGUCGUUGCUGCCCGUCGCUCCCAUGCCGCCCAGGUGCAGCGUCUGGUCACUGGACUAACACACGAUGAGCCGCAGAGCUGGCAGAAUGCAUUGCUCAGUCUGCUGGAGACAUAUCAUGUGUUUACAUGGCCCAUGGACAAUGUCAUACCCAUUAAUGAUUAUCUUGAUCAGGCUGUUGGCUUUCAGUCCGCCUACAGUUUCCCCGAAUGCAAUCCACCACGUUCCAUUGUCGUCUGCACAACGUCCAUAAUCGAGCACAUCAAGUGUUCCUGGUUGCAAGAAGCAUCUCAGGUCUACGGUGUCGAACCCAAUAUUCAGUGUAUACGCACAUCAAAUCUGGAGAUGUGCAUGGAUGAUAUCAAAUACAAGAGUGCCGAUGUAAUGCUUGUGAAUCAGGAGCAGCGUGUGCAGGCGCAAAGGGAUUACGGCUUAAAGCCGUUGCUCUAUGAGUUUGCGGAGCGAAUGCACGAUCGCUAUACGAUCAUCGCGGUGGUUCACAAAGAUGGAAAGUACGAAAACUUCAAGGAUUUAAGAGGCGCUCGCGCAUGUUUGCCCAGUUAUGAGGGAGCUGCACAUCUCUCCGUUCUGGAGACCAUUAGGAAUGCCACUGGAGACGUGCACUCACUGCAUGCCUACUUUAAUCGUGAAUCUUGCCUGUGGCAUCCACAAAAAGGUAGUCAGUGUCCAGAGCAUUAUCGUGGCGAUGAAGGCGCCUUGCGUUGCCUAGCCGAAGGCUCCGAUGUGGCCUUCAUCAGCUCCGAUGUCUACAAGAAAUAUGUGAGCGGUAACUUAACUUCAGAUUGGGUGAAACGUGGCAAACCACAAUCUUACCGGCUGUUGUGUCCCUAUGGCGGAAUCGAGCGGCAUUCAAGAUUUGAAUACUGCUAUCUGCACUGGACGACGCGUGGCCAACUGAUGACCCACAAUCAGUCGACGACGCGACACCACGAGAUCUACAACUCCAUAAGGCAUAUGGAUCAUCUAUUUGGCAAGAACUACAAGAGCGAAGUGCGUACAUUUACGAUUUAUGGUGUCUUUGACAAGCGCAAUGACAUCCUGUUCCACGACAGCACUGAUGCUCUCUAUGGGCUGCAGGAGCUGCAUCGGGAUGAUGCCAAACGCACCAUGGAGCACAUUUACGACCGUUACACUACGCAGUAUUACGCUGUGCGUGGGGAAGACGACGACAGUGGGGGAACACACUUAAAAGGCAGCAGCAAUUUUUGCAUUGUUUUGUUACUGGCAACUGCCGCUAUGUGGCGUUUAUCACUUUAGUCAGCAGUGCACCAAAUGAAAUUUAUUUAUUGUGAUAUUACUUUAAAUGUGCACACAAAUAAAGCUUAAUUAUGCUAAGUUAGUAAAAUAUAACAAGUUUUAUU